GGCCUGCCAUGCUGGGAUCCUGUGCAGUGCUGCUCCUUGGGGGUCCAGGGCCGUGGCCCAGUCCAGCCCCAUGGGGAGAGAUUAGACCCUGUUCUGAUCUGAACCCAGCGGGAAGGACGCUCUGGGAGCCAGGAAGAAGGAGGGAGAGGAGAGGGUGGGAAUGGGGUGGGAAGAGAGAGAGAGAUCCCAAGGACCUUCCCAAGGAACAAGCAGAGCAGAGGGGAGACCCUCCCCAGGGAACAGGUGGAGCAGGGUGGAGAUCCUCCCUGGGGAACAGGCGGAGCAGGAGGGAGACCCUCCCUGGGGAACAGGAGGAGCGGGGGGGAGACCAUCCCCUGGAACAGUCAGAGCAGGAGGGAGACCAUCUCAAGGGAACAGGUGGAGCAGGAGGGAGAACCUCCCUGGGGAACAGAUGGAGCAGGAGAGAGACCCUCCCUAGGCAACAGGCAGAGCAGGAGGGAGACCCUCCCCGGGGAACAGGCGGAACGAGGGAGAGACCCUCCCCCUGCAACAGUCAGAGCAGUAGAGAGACCCUCCCAAGGGAACAGGUGGAGCAGGAGGGAGAUCCACCCCAGGGAAUUGUCCGAGCAGGAGGGAGACCCUCCCUGGGGAACAGGUGGAGCAGGGUGAAGAUCCUCCCUGGGGAACUGUCGGAGCAGGAGGGAGACCCUCCCUGGGGAACAGGCAGAGCAGAAGAGAGAUCCUCCCUAGGGAACAGGCAGAGCUGGGGGGAGACCCUCCCCUGCAACAGUCAGAGCAGAAGAGAGACCCUCCCCAGGGAACAGGCGGAGCAGGAGGGAGACCCUCCCUGGGGAACAGGCGGAGCAGGAAGGAGUCCAAGGCUGUGUUUGCUUUAUAAAUACACCCGAUGCUGCUCUGGGACAGCUGCUUUCCCAGCCAUCACUCAGCCGCUUAAUGACAGUUCAAAGCCCUUUUUUCCUGGGCAGCUGGGACAGUUCAUUUCCAGUUACUGAGGCACUUUCAGACUGGUAUGAACUGCCCCUGUGCGUACGGAGCUGGAGGCAGCCGGUCUGGGGAGGGCGCAGGCAGCACUCAGUCCCCCAGUUUGACUGACUGCCAGAGCUGGGUUUGCUUGGUGGGUGCUGGUGAUGGGGGCUCAUGCCCUGCCUGGAAUGGGACGUCGCUUUGCUUAUGCGGCAGCCAGCAAGAUAGAGCUCUGCCAGCACUUGAGGGUGGUUGGGGGCAAGUGAACUGCAUUGGGAGUGGGGAGAUUUCACCCCUUUCUCUCCCCUUUUUCUCCUUCCAUUUCUGGGCCUGAUCUGAAGAACCAAGAGGUUCUGAUCAGAUUUGGGAGGAUCGUCACUGGGAUUUAGUGCGCUCAGCAAUCCCUUCCAGGAGUGCAGACACCAGGCCAGGCCAGGCCACGCCAUAGAGAAAUCCUCUGCAUGAACACUGGGCAGGCCAGGCUGGGAGCUGGAAAGCCAGAGUGAACCACAGGGUCUGUCUGGGUCCAGCAGUUGCAUAAAAAAUUCCCCUUUAUAUUCAGCCCAGCCCAGCACAAAAUCACAUCUAAUUCCCUGCCCAAGGAGAAAUAAGAAAAUGGAAGGGUUUUAGAGAGAGUUAGACAGAACAAUGAAAACUUGGUGACGCUGCCUUGGUGAUGGGAGUCAGGGAGCAUGCUGGGAAUAGACCAGCAAUACCACUCUGCAGCGACUCCCGCCUCUUGCUUUCCUAGGCGUUCAGUGGGGAGCCCAGUACUGUGGGUCCUAUCCUACAGCAGAGGGGUCAGAGCGCCUCCAAGUGGCUGCAGGAGUACACAGCCUGAUUCUCAGCUGAGGAUCAGGCCCAGAGAGUUUGCAUUAGACCUGGGGGAGGGGAGAGAUGAUACCACUGGGGUGGGGGAACACCCCCGCCCUCCUGCUGAGCCUUCCUCCUACUUCAAUCAUGUUUGUUCCUCUCACUCACUCCAAAACAGGCAGCAGAUCUUUCUCCCCGCCAUGCGUCCAGGGUGGUGUUUCCCCACCUAGCUCCUCGCUCUACCUUCCAACAAAACUGAAAGGCAACACAUUUUAAAUUAACACAAGGCCAUACUUGUGCACCCAACGCCUAACUCACCUGUGGAACUGACUGCCACCAGAUGUCCCUGAGGCCAAGAACUCGCCAGGAGUUCCAAAGGGACCAGCCAUUUCUAUUGAUAACAUGAGCAUGAUGCACCCUUAUGUUACACAGGACACAGGGUGCCAACGCUCCUGCUUCAAGCCAGAGCCAGCUGCUAAGGCCUCAUUUUCCAAAGAGCUCAGGGCUGGACUUUCCUAAGCGCUCCGCUCCCACAUAGGCACCAAAGUUUAGAAAGUUCUUACCACCCAGCUUGCACCUCUGCUCAGCUGAUUUGAAAAUCUGGCCCAAACCGCUUGGGGAUUGGGAAGAACUUUGGGCAGGUUAUCCCAUGACAAUCAACUAAGGAGUAUCUUGCGCCUUUGCCUGAAGCCACUAGCACUGGCCACUGGCUCCUAGACGAAUCCGCCCUGGCUAUCCCGGCGGACCUAUCAAAGCCACCAAAACCUGCGUAACAUAAUCAUUAGCCAGACUUGUCUCCCCAUGGGCUCUUCAUGGGUCCAUCUCAUUCAGAAUUUCCACCCCAGCCUUAUUGCAUUGCUAGUUCCCGGAGCCACCAAUUAAAUCGCCCGCUGUCGCUUGCCUAAAUCCAGCUGAGGGAAAGCUGGACCCUGGGUUGUUUUUAAUAUCUGGUGAGUUGCUUUCUCCAAGUUUUUGACCUUAUGGGGGAUCAGAUCACCCAGGGAUUGAAUUCUAAGGAGAGCUCUGUGCCUUCCACCUUUCUGGCUUGAUACUGGGAGCAACAGGAGCAUGGGAAAGUCCAGGCUGGCCUCCCACUGCGAAUGAAUCCAUACCCUGGAAUAACGCCAUGAGCCCAGAUGCCACUGGGUUCCUGGGGCUGAUUUGCUAUGGACUCCAAGGCAAGGGGGCACUGGCAUUUAGGGAAGUUGAUCACCUUCCAAGGCCUGGAUGGGCUGAGCUUGGGGUGAGUGUGUAGCACUGCGGGGGUUGCGGGGGGAUUAGAGUCUUUGUGAGCUUGUCCCCUCAUUUAGAGGACGUGUUACGGUCUGGUCCAUGUCCUUGUGGCGCUAACCUCCCUGCCCCACACCCUUGCAGCUAGACCUCACUGCAGCUUAGAGGUUCAUGGGACCUUGAGUUCCUAGGGCAGGGGGGAAGGGCGAUGGAUCAUUGCAUCCCUUUGAUGCAGCUGCUUGAAGGCAUCCAACCCCCCUUGGCCAUCCAUGGGAAUCGGGCAUCUGACUCUCCUUCGGAAAGAUCCCCUUUGCUCUGCUCCUGUUGCGGAGCAGGGCAGAGGUGGAGGGGCAUCCCGUGUGUGGGACCCCAAAUCUGCCCAAGGCUGCCAGGACCACGAGGACUCAGCCAGGCACUGGCAUUGCUUAGCCAGAGUCAGCCUUACGCACUGACGCCCAUGAGAAGUGGGCGAGGAAAGGGAGGCCCAUGGAGUGCUACAGUCCCAUUAGGGGGUGGGGUGGGGGUAGGAGGGAGUGGGACAACUGAGCCGGGCUGCAUACAUAAGCAGCAGUAAAGUAAGUGGGACUAGACUGAGUCCCAUACCAGGGAGCCACCCCCGAGGAGGAGAAUGGGACAUCCCAGAUGCAGAACCCAGAGAUUGCACAAGAUGUGCACAAUCUAUGCUACUGGCCUCUCAUUUUGACAGCUUUAGCGGGUGGAGAUUGGGUUGUAGGUGGCACCUGGGAGAACUUUGCAAUCCUCCCUCUCAGAGCUAUUGUUUCAGGCUCUCUGCAUACUCAGGCAGACAUCAAUCACCAACUCACACUCAUCGCCACUGGCUUAUUGGGGAUGUUGUGGCCACUUCAUUGGCUUCCCACCCCAGGAGAGAAUCCCAGCCUGCUCUCCAAGGGCUGUGUCCUGUCCGCUCUUCCCU
Messenger RNA from Chelonoidis abingdonii (Abingdon island giant tortoise), 3922 nucleotides. Lineage: Eukaryota; Metazoa; Chordata; Testudines; Testudinidae. The record is from RefSeq and is a predicted model, not a curated record.